Molecule: messenger RNA, 1346 nt
Organism: Drosophila gunungcola (fruit fly)
Lineage: Eukaryota; Metazoa; Arthropoda; Insecta; Diptera; Drosophilidae
Exons: 3
Coding region: 106-717 (203 amino acids)
Source: RefSeq, a predicted model, not a curated record
UGGGAGUUCGUCUGACAUUCGGGCCACUUUAUCGGAAUGAGGAGCACGUAAACAAGAGAAUCUCGGGCCACGGUAGAUUAGCCAAGGAAUCGGGUGGCCAGCAGGAUGAUACGGCCCUUCGUCACGCUGCUCUACUUCCUGCUGACCAGUUCGUCCAUCGUCUUCACGGCCUGUGUCAACAAUGUAACGGGCACCAGUUCGCCCGGACCCGGACCCGGACAAAGCACCUCGCUGACCAGCGGGCACAUUCAUCGCACGGCGGCGGCCAUCGAGAGGGUUAACCUGCUGUGGUGCUACGCCUGCCACACGAUGGACGAUGGCGAGGCCUGCGUGGAUGUGGCGGUCCGGAACGACACCGCUCUGAUGAAGAAGUGUCAUGGCGAGGAGUUCAUCUGCAUGGUCAAGCGAUUCUCGUACACCACCAGCACGGAGAACUCGACCAGUUCGCCCAAGAUGUGGUCCUUGGAUCGCAGAUGUGCCGCCAACUGUGAGCCCGGCUGCAUCAUCAUUGGCGAGCGGACCAAACUGUAUGCCUGCACCUCCUGCUGCGAGGAGUCCUUCUGCAACACGGGUCGCGGUGCCGCCUCCGGAAUCUUCCAUCGCGAGGACACAGGCAUUGGCACACGGCUCUUCUGGCUGGCCGCCCCCUUUUUGGUCAACAUGUCGUUGGUGCUGUACAAACGUCACGCCGGCCACGUCCUCCUCAAGCUGCAAUAGUCAUCCGCAUCACCUCCACUCAAUGCCAAAUCCUAGCUAAUUAUAGAUCUAUGUCUCCUGAACUGUAGAUAGGCCAUCAGGUUGCCGUGUGAUAAUUAAAAGCUGGCCUCGUCACUACAGCGAGCUCACACAUAAAUAAAACGAGAAAUUCUUUAGGCUAGUAUUAUUACCCUCAAUUAAAAUUAAUUAAAAAGAGAUUCUCAAAAUUGGAUAUACUUAACAAAAUAUCUUUACAUUACAAAAGUAAUUGGUUAAAUUAUUAGUUAUUAAUUAUAUUUACCAAAAAAAGCAGCUUGUUUUUAUGUCUUUAAAUUUGAACGGAAAAUUUAUAUAUGUACUUAAUUGACUUAUGUAUACUUAUGUAACAUUCUAUUCUACAGUUUGUCUUUAGUCCGGUUAUUUUCAAAAUUAGAGUGUUAUGACCCAGCUAAUUGUAUUAUAUGCAAAAUUAUAAGCUCAUUAAUUUGCCUUAGCUUAUCGUAAUGUAAACUGUUAAUAAAAUAAUUUUAAUCUCACCAAUCAAUAUUUUGCCUCUAGACUAGUAUUAUUAUAUUAAUAUGUUUUACCUUGAAUUAAAAUUAAUUAAAAAAAGAUUCUCAAUAUAUCAUAUAUUUAUCAAAUUAUCAUUA